Messenger RNA from Prunus dulcis (almond), 2036 nucleotides. RefSeq lists its product as uncharacterized. The transcript has 3 exons. The record is from RefSeq and is a predicted model, not a curated record. Bases 215 to 1735 code for a protein of 506 amino acids. Gene Ontology annotation, molecular function: acetylglucosaminyltransferase activity. NCBI's taxonomy places the organism in Eukaryota, Viridiplantae, Streptophyta, Magnoliopsida, Rosales, Rosaceae.
UCGCGCAGCAACGUCUCUCUUUACCAAUACUUUAUGCCUCCGUUAACAUUGGCUGUUACAGAAUUAAAAAACAAAAAGGCUUCAAAAUUUCAAAAAAUAAAAAUCACAAAGAACAAAAUGUCCCAAAUUAAAACCCUAAUUAAUCAAAUUCAAUGAGAUUAAGAGGGGCUUCGAUUCGGUGGCGACCAGUGCACAGACAUGAACGUUGGGGACGAUGAUGACGACGCCGUCAACAAACCCCAAAGACCUCGACAGCAGCGCCACUCGAUCGCCCAAAAACCGCCGUCACCGUCAGAGCCACGUGGCCACCGCCAUCAUCGCCGUCGCGGCGCUCGUAAUCUCCACCGCGGCUUGGCUCUCCCUCAUCUUCUCCGGCGCCUCUCAGCCCUUCCCUGCCCCUCAAACCCUCACUCCCUCCCGCAAUCGCAGCCUCUCACUCUCCCAACAGCAACAACAACUCAGACACUCCCAGGAGCUCACUCUAAACGACAUCGUUUUCGGCAUUGCCGGGUCUGCCCAACUCUGGAAGCAGCGCAGGGAGUACGUGCGGCUUUGGUGGCGCCCAAACGACAUGCGCGGCCACGUCUGGUUGGAAGAGAAGCUCCCCAAAAAUGACGUCGAUUUGUCCUUGCCGCCGAUCAUGGUUUCCGAGGACAUAUCGCGGUUUCGGUACACCAACCCGACUGGUCACCCGUCGGGGCUCCGAAUCUCCCGAAUAGUUUCCGAGUGCUUCCGCCUCGGCCUCCCCAACGUCCGGUGGUUUCUCCUCGCCGACGACGACACGAUUAUCAAUGUCGAUAACCUCGUCGCCGUUCUGAGCAAGUACGACUCGUCGGAGAUGGUUUAUGUGGGGAGCCCAUCUGAGAGUCACUCUGCCAACACUUAUUUCAGUCACUCCAUGGCUUUUGGUGGUGGGGGAAUCGCCAUUAGCCACCCUUUGGCUGAAGCCCUCUCUGAAAUGCAAGAUGAGUGUCUCGAGAGAUACCCAAAGCUCUAUGGAAGUGACGAUCGUCUCCAUGCCUGCAUUACUGAACUUGGGGUUCCCUUAACCAGAGAACCUGGUUUCCACCAGUGUGAUAUUAGGGGUAAUGCUCAUGGUCUGUUAUCUUCACACCCAAUUGCACCAUUUGUGUCCAUUCACCAUGUUGAAGCUGUUGACCCUUUCUAUCCUGGCUUCACCUCUCUACAAAGCUUGGAGCUUUUUACACAGGCAAUGAGACUCCAACCCACCAGCUUUUUGCAGCGGUCUAUUUGCUAUGAUCGUAGACGCCGUCUCACAUUCUCAGUCUCGGUUGGUUAUGUGGUUCAAGUAUUCCCAAGCAUUGUUCUCCCUCGUGACCUUGAGCGCUCGGAGCAGACUUACUCUGCUUGGAAUGGGAUAAGUCACAGGAAUGAAUUCGAUUUCGAUACCAAAGACCCUUAUAGGUCUGUCUGUAAGAAGCCUAUUCUGUUCUUCUUGAAAGAUGUUACAAAACAGGAGAAUGCUACAUUGGGCUCAUAUGUCCGGCCUCGAGCAAAAGAUGAUUUCAAGAGAAAAGUUCUCUGCUUUCCCCGGUUCAGAGUUUUGCGCAAUCUGCGGAAAAUUCAGGUUUUGGGCUAUCCACUCACCAAGAAAUGGCAUCUGGUACCACGACGUUUAUGUUGCAAACUGAACCAAACAAGUGAGGAAGUCCUUAGACUAACAGUGGGGCAGUGUGCUAAGGGAGAUUUUGGCUCUAUUACUGAUUCUAAAUGACUAUGUUAGCAGCGGGGUAUUCUCUCAAUUAAUUUGGAUUUUGGACAUGAACAUCGCUGCUAUCUAUUCGGAUGACCUCCAGCAAAUUGAAAACAUGUGCUUGCAGAUAUGAGAAUGCUUCAUUGUAAACAGAAAAGUUGAAGACAAGCAUGCCAACCUACGGCUCGGGUAUUACAUUCUUUGCCUUCGAUUUUGUUCAGAAGGUAUCAAAUCAUAAAUUGAGAUCGAACAUCUGCUAGCUGAUUAAGUGAGACAAACAGUAGUUGUUCAAAACUUUGAUAUGCAAAUUAGUAAACCCUAA